AUGGCAUCUAUACUAUUACUGCGAGCUCGUCAACUCUUCACCUUUGUUAUACUUCUGCUGUUGACCCUUGUCUACUCUGAAGAGGCCUGCCCCUUGCAAACCCCCUUGUAUCCGCCUCCCCGAGAUCUUCUCUCCAGCAGCGACGUGAAGAUGGCUUCCCAAAAUCUCACCCAAGCGAUUGAAGCAGCCAUGGCUAGUGGAAUGACUGAUCUCGGCCCGUUGACCAUCAACACCACCACGUUCGGAGUCAAGGUAUUCUCAGCGCACACGUCAGAGUCAGUCUAUGAGCAUCUAUACACCUCACCAACGUACCGUCCUGCAUCAGGUUCUGGUACCAAAUACCCGACUCUAGACAGCAUUUAUCGGGUUGCCAGUAUCUCCAAGAUGUUGACAGUUCUAACUCUACUGGCACAUGACGGCUUUACCCACUGGCACCAUCCUAUUAUCAACUUCAUUCCAGAACUAGAUAGUUUGGCUCACAAACGCAGUUCCCGCAUUCAAUGGCGCGAGAUUACCGUUGGGGAUCUGGCAGCACAGCUCGGUGGCAUGCCUCAUGAUUACGGGUUCGAGGAUCUAGCGGGUGAAUAUAGCAACGCGGAAAUGAUGGCAAUGGGUCUUCCCUCAGUUCCCUCCGAGGAUGUCCCGUCUUGCAGCCAGGGCGAAUCCUUGAAUCAGGCCAAUCCCUGCGACAGAGAAGCCUUCAUCUUUGGGCUCGUUAAGGAACAUCUGACGUUUCCGCCAGGUAUGGCGCCGGCCUAUUCGAAUGCAGCCUAUCAGCUCUUGCGCUACGUGAUGGAGAAUAUUACCGGACUAGACUUUCCCUCCAUGUUUCAGAACAGUAUUGUGAAGCCUCUGGACCUCAAUUCAACAAUGAACGAGACGGUCAGUGUAUGGAACUUCGACUUAGGUGACGGCGAUGCCUUCGGGGGUGUAUACUCAAGUCCCAAUGAUCUUGUCCUUAUCGGCCGGGCCAUUCUCCAAACCCUUUCGGGCUCCUCGCCUUAUACCACCAGCUUCAAAACCUCCGUCGGGGCUCCCUGGGAGAUCUACCGUUACGAACUACCAAACCGAUCCAAUCACGCCAUCGAUAUCUACGCCAAAGCCGGUAAUCUCGGAGCCUACAGCGAUAUUAUUGUACUGGUUCCAGAGUGGGAAGUUGGUUUCGUGAUAACAGCUGCUGACCUUCCGACAAAUCCCCUUCCGAACGUAUACGCCUUGGCAGACCUAAUCAUUGAUCGGCUAUUCCCUGCCUUCGACAAGGCUGCACAGAAGGAAGCCAACAGAGCCUUUGCGGGAACAUAUAGAGCCCCGGAGGUGAGUUGGACAGUCAAGAUUACGACUGAUCACUAUAAGCCUGGACUCCAGGUUACCGAAUGGGUGAGCAAUGGGGUUGACUUUUUUCAGUCACUUAGAGCUCUUUCAGGCCUUCAAGGUCUAGCUGUUAGACUAUAUCCCACUGGCAUUGAGGAGAAGGUAGAUGGAGAAGCCGAGAAGAAUGUAUAUUUUCGGUCUGUAUUCGACUACAGUGUAUCUGUGCGACCUAAGGGAGUUAUCUCUUCGACCUGUCAGUCCUGGCUCAGUGUCGAUGGAUCCAAGGUGGGGAAUAUUGGCGUGGAUGAAUGGGCGUUUAGUAUCAAAGAGGGGCAGGCGCAUAGUGUCAGACCCCGAGUGCUGAGGAAGGAAUUGUAUCGGGCAUAG
This is a messenger RNA of Aspergillus alliaceus, 1698 nucleotides long. RefSeq names its product serine hydrolase domain-containing protein. The record is from RefSeq and is a predicted model, not a curated record. Bases 1 to 1698 code for a protein of 565 amino acids. The transcript has 6 exons. NCBI's taxonomy places the organism in Eukaryota, Fungi, Ascomycota, Eurotiomycetes, Eurotiales, Aspergillaceae.